AUGGACCAUCUCCGUGAUUCUCUUCUGAGCUCUCUGCCGAGAGACACACCAUCUACCGCAACCAUCGACCAUGCUCGCAGAGACCAGGAAGGUACACGCCAGUCUAUCGCUCGGGGCGAAUUUAGGGGGGUUCGAGACAUGGCCUUCAGUAACCGGACCUGGGUCGUUACCAGCCGAUACUGCGAUAUUGGAGACGGUGUAGACUCCCUCGAAGGCCACAUCCAUUCCCUGUGGCAUAUGUACUACGAGCUGGGCCGAACAAUCUCGUGCGAAUCGCCUGAACAUGAGGGAAUAGUCCUCGAUAUCCUCCGCAUUCAAGGAAUGGGCCCUUUGAUCAGACCCGCACGCGGAGGUCAUGGGAUUGAUAUCGCAAGAACCGUUGACGGGACACUGUGGAACGACCUCCCCUUCUUUGUUGGUGAUAUGACCGAUUUCUGGAUCAAUCACGGUGCCUCGAUGUCGGGAACACACCGUCUGAACUUUGCAACAUUCCUGGCGAAGCUUGCAUCCGCUCGUGUUGCUAAGGAUAGACUGUGCCAAGUUACCCUUCUGAUCUUCCGCACUCUCUUUGAAAAUCCUCAAGUACUUCGCAGUGGGGAAGAGUCAGACGAGGAAGACCUCAACCGAAGCACCAAGCAGCUUGAGGUCUUUCAUCUGUUACCAGCUGCCGUUGCUUGGCUGGGAAUAGCAAGCCAUAACCUGCUUUUGCUAUCAGAAGUGUAUUGGAACGACUGCCCUAGCCACAUCAGCAAAGGUGGUGAGGAGUUCCGUCAAUCGGAAGUGGGACAGCGAUCACCUGCUGGAUUCUCCCCAUGGAGAUAUUUGUUCUGGCUGAAGCGGCUUCAUGAGAUCCAGGAAGAAGCUGACGAGGCCCAUGAGAAAGCUCUGGAGGGCCUUGCCACUGAUGGCAUCCAGUACAUGGUCAACACGAUCAAACAAAGGAAUUCUGAGAUUCUCACAGCUUACAAGAAUGGUGGUGAUGUCCUGCAUCAGGAUAAGUAUCUUUCCUGCCUCAAGCCCCUAGCACUCGUGGAGGAGCUAGAGGCGUAA
Aspergillus puulaauensis is the source of this 1050-nucleotide messenger RNA. Its product is annotated as DUF3632 domain-containing protein. The transcript has a single exon. The coding region runs from base 1 to 1050 and encodes 349 amino acids. The record is from RefSeq and is a predicted model, not a curated record. NCBI's taxonomy places the organism in Eukaryota, Fungi, Ascomycota, Eurotiomycetes, Eurotiales, Aspergillaceae.